This is a messenger RNA of Salarias fasciatus (jewelled blenny), 1969 nucleotides long. It is a transcript of the gene syt14a, whose product is annotated as synaptotagmin XIVa. The transcript is spliced from 9 exons. The coding region runs from base 10 to 1755 and encodes 581 amino acids. Gene Ontology annotation, molecular function: phospholipid binding. The record is from RefSeq and is a predicted model, not a curated record. Lineage: Eukaryota; Metazoa; Chordata; Actinopteri; Blenniiformes; Blenniidae.
CAGAACAUCAUGGCGAUUGAUGGUGGCGAGCGGAACUGUGGAGUACAUGAGCUGGUCUGCGUCAGAAAAGUUUCUCCAGAGGUGCUGGGGUUUCUGACAGCCAUCGGGCUCUUCAUCAUCCUCAUGACCUUCCUCUUCUGGUACCUCAACAACAAGUUGGCACUUGAGAAUGCAGGGAGCCUCCAGUGCCUUGAUGACUUCAGGAAAAGCACCGAUCUUCAGGACAAGGCCUACUGCGACGCCGACCUGCAGGGCUCGUCAUCGGACAGCGAGGACGAGCUGAUGGGUCAGUAUCAGGAGGCGGUGAGCCGCUCGCAGGGCCUCCGGGGCGGAGCCAAGGCCACCUCCAACACCAAACUCCUGGGAGGCUUCAGCUGGGAGAGCCGGCAGAAGUACAGCCCUCUGACGGCCGAUUAUGAGGGAUACAGCAGCGAAGCCUCGGCCGAUGAUGCCAACUGCAUCCAGAGGAUGAGGCGAACGCCGCCGCUCGACGAGCUUCAGCCGCCGCCCUAUCAGGACGAGAAUGGCUCUCCCAGGAUGUCCUGCACCCUGUCCGACCUCGGCGACGCCAAGUGCGACCUGUCCCACACCAGCGGCAGCCCCCACCUCUCCUUCGGCAAGUGUCCCAGCGAGGGCAGCGACGGCCACGAGACCGAGAGUUACCUCAACAAGGGCUACGAGGAAGACGUGCCGAGCGACAGCACAGCUGUUCUCAGCCCAGAGGAUAUGUCUGCCCGGGGGUCGGCAGCACAGCUCCCCAAAGGUUAUGAACCAGACCCCAUAGCCAAAUACGGCACCCUGGACAUCGUGUUCGACUACGACUCGGAGGACCAGCAGCUGGCCGUGACCAUCAUGGCGGUGACGGACCUUCCCGCUGCCAAGCGCACGGGUAACAUCUCCUGGCAGGUCCACUUGGUGCUCAUGCCGACCAAGAAGCAGAGAGCCAAGACGGGCAUCCAGAGGGGCCCGUGCCCCAUUUUCACCGAGACCUUCCGCUUCAGCCACGUGGAGUCCGAGAUGAUCAGCAACUACGCCAUCCGGUUCCGCCUGUACAGCAUGAGGCGGAUGAAGAAGGAGAAGGUGCUCGGGGAAAAGGUGUUCUACCUCACCAAGCUCAACCUCCAGGGCAAAGUGUCCAUGCCGGUCAUAUUAGACCCGUGCUGCACGCUCCCGGGCGGUGAAUCCCAGGUCAGCCUCUCGGAUAUGACAUGCAGCGAGAGCGCCUCGUCGUUCCAGUCAGUCAGUCAGGCUUCCACGCCGGAGAUCCUGGUGGGCCUGGUGUACAACGCCACGACAGGACGCCUCUCAGUGGAAGUCAUCAAAGGCAUCCAUUUCAAAAACUUGGCUGCCAACAAGCCACCCACUGUCCAACCCUUGUUGUCAGACGGGCUGUUCUGUUGUCUAAAACACUUGAUAGGCGGACAGGUUUAUAUAAUCAGAGAUACGUACGUUAAGCUGACCUUGCUCAACUCCAUCGGUCACGAGAUGUCCAAGUGCAAGACGUCCAUCUGUCGCGGUCAGCCCAACCCCACCUACAAAGAGACGUUUGUCUUCCAGGUCGCUCUGUUCCAGCUGUCGGACGUCACGCUCAUCCUCUCCGUCUACAACAAGCGCAGCAUGAAGCGGAAGGAGAUGAUAGGCUGGAUUUCGCUCGGCCUUAACAGCUCCGGAGAGGAGGAGCUCACCCACUGGACUCAGAUGAAAGAGUCCAAAGGACAGCAGGUCUGCCGCUGGCACAGUUUGCUGGAGUCCUAACGGCGGCUGGGGGGUGAGCCGAGAGGGCGCGCGCAGGGGAGGGAAAGAAAGCUGCAAAGCUGCACACCGAGCUGUUUGUGGUCCCGGGCGGGCGGGAGACGGAUGUGUUCGGCGGGGAAAGACACAAGCGUGACGGUCGCCCGGCGAAGUGGAGAAUGUGAUGAUGAGGAGGACAGGACAGAGCCACAAGUGUCUGCACUCUGCAGCUCAGUGG